Molecule: messenger RNA, 1835 nt
Organism: Ceutorhynchus assimilis (cabbage seed weevil)
Lineage: Eukaryota; Metazoa; Arthropoda; Insecta; Coleoptera; Curculionidae
Source: the annotation of a GenBank genome assembly
CAGACCGAUAAUGAAUUGAAAAAUCAACAAUCGGAUAAUCGAAUCGAAGCGCAAUUCCAAUUUAUUUACAUUUUACAGUUUCAUUUUACUUACAGUCAUUUAAAAAAGUUACUUGUUGCGUGUUGGAGCCAACAACUUAUUAGAAUUGGAAAUAAACACAUAGGUGUAUUUGGAAAUUACUGGUUAAAUAGAACCUUUUUAUAAAAUUCGCCUAGCAAAAACAGAACAUGCUUUUCUAUAGUGCCUUGGCGAAAUAUUGUAUCACAAUAAUUCUUAUAUCUAAAGUGAUUAGGGCAGAAUGGAAUACCAAAGACUUUAUGAAAAGGGAACAUGCUCUAAUAAAACCCUAUUAUGGAUCUGGUAUCGAUAUUCCAUACUGGCAGUUUACGGGUAGCACAAUAGUAACCCCUAAUUAUAUACGACUAACACCAGAUCUACAAAGCAAACAAGGAGCUAUAUGGAAUUCAGUUCCUGUGAAAAACCGUAAUUGGGAACUGCAAAUACAAUUCAAAGUACAUGGCAAAGGUAAAGACUUGUUUGGCGAUGGUUUUGCUAUAUGGUAUACCAAAGAUAGAUUACUUGAAGGACCAGUGUUUGGUAAUAAUGAUUUUUUCCAAGGAAUGGCAAUUAUUUUGGAUACAUAUAGCAAUCAUAAUGGACCUCAUAAUCAUCAACAUCCUUAUAUAUCUGCCAUGAUAAACAAUGGGACCAUGCAUUAUGACCAUGAUCGUGAUGGAACACAUACUCAACUUGCUGGUUGUGAAGCUAAAUUUAGAAACCUCAAUCAUGAAAGUCAUAUCUCUAUCAGAUAUGAGAAUGAUGUUUUAACAGUUUCCACUGAUAUUGAAAACAAGAGAGCAUGGAAGGAAUGUUUUAAAGCAGAAGGAGUACAAUUACCCACAGGGUAUUAUAUUGGAGCUUCUGCUACCACUGGAGAUCUGUCUGAUAAUCAUGACAUCAUUUCAGUGAGAUUAUUUGAGUUGGAUCUGCCUGGAGAUCCUCAUGCAAAUGAAGACAGAUCCCAUAUCCUACCUUCAGCAACCUAUUUUGAGCCACCGCGGGACCACGUAGAAGAUCCUAAGCCUUCAUCUCUCUCUGGAGUGAAGAUAUUUCUGCUAAUGCUUCUGGGAAGCAUUGUUUUAGUGGCCUGUGUCGUAAUUGGUAUUAUGUUCUACCAGAAACAGAACGAGAAAAACCGAAAGCGCUUUUAUUAAUUCUUGUUCAAUAAUUUAUUAUUCUUUUUAUGUACCUUUUUUACCAAGACUGUGGAUGUAAUAUAUCUAUAAUAGUGGAAGUGGAGUAAAAUCGCAUCUCUAUGGGAAUCUCUUUUUUUUUUUAAAUAGGAUUGAACGUUGAAAACAGCACUUAAACCCGGGAGUGUUUGAAAUCAAAAAUCUAUGUUUUUCUUAACAUUUACCAUUUUAUUAAUUCAAUUUCACAAGCUAUAAUUCUGUUUUUUUGCAGACAUACUUAAAAUGUGAGCGCUUCCAAUGGUGUGUUGGAAAUAUAUAAAGUUUUUGAAAAAUAGAAUUAUCAGAAUCGUGCUUCCAGAAAUUCACUCUGUAAUGAGCUAUGUGAAUAUUUAAUAUUUCUACCGAGUCAGAUGUAGUCAAAAAUCACCCCUAAGUCUAGUAGUUGUAGUAGUAGUAGUAGUAGUAAGCAUGCUUUAUUGUCCAAAGAUACAGUAAUCCUUAUGGACAAAGCUAAGCCUCAAAUCUAGAACCCCUUACUAUAGUGCUUGUCACAGUAAAUACACAUAUUUUUGGUUUUUAACAGUUAAGAAAUAAAGUUAAAUAAACCAUAAACGAAAUUGAGUCAUAAAAUAACAAAACGAA